GCCGCUGACAAUUUAUCGUCGUGCCUCGACACUGCUGCGCCCUGCAGCUUUGUCACACAACUGACACUCUCGGAAGCUCGUUUUCCCUCACUUCUCCACCGGUUCGUGCAUUUGAACCCGUUUCCCCCGCGUUUCCACCCGCACAACUUCAGAUGAAAAGUCUGUAAACCAACGCGUAGCCAGACGACAUAUUUCCACAGACAUUCCUUCCCUCAGCACACACGCCCGCACCAGACCAUCGAUUUCCAGAGUUUCGCUGACCCCGCCCUCGCAGAAGACCCUGUCGCCUGAGGGUUUCUUUCGCAGGGAACGAGGAGAAGACAGAAAGUCAGGCGCAUUCGUGAAAUUAGUUGUGGGCGUUUGCGUCAAACAACUCCCGGAAAACAGCACGACCCUGCGAGGCACUUGGGCGGGACGUGUGGUAGCCCGUUGGCACCGGGAAUGUGCCUCGAUGCUGUUUCGCAGCUGUCAGUGUUACGCGGUCAGAACAAUGGGAACUGCCGGGGCUUCCUAGUUUUCGCGGAAGUUUCCUCUCUGUAAAAGAUUUAGGAGAAAGCCGAAGGUUAAGCCUUGUCUUCUCGCCUCUGUUUCGCGGUUCUUUGCCGAAGUCGAGUUGUGAGCUUGAGUGAGAACGUAGGGAGACACGCUGGACGUUCUCGAGGGUCCUGGCGCUGAUCGCGAGAACUGCCAACUGCGGCGUUUCUCAGGGCCUGACCCUCCCAUUGUGUCACCAUUCGUCGAUUGUUUUUUCCCAUCAUUCCUGACCUCGCCGUCAGUUUUUUGCAGUUUCUUUUGACCCCAAACAAAGCUUCGGUGUGGUAACACUUUCUUGUGCCAUCGUGAAGUUUCGUUUGUGUGUUGGUUUUCCUGGGUGCAAGUGGCGGAAGCGUGUCGACACAGCCGAAACCCGCUUUCGUGCUUUGUUUUUGUUCACCUCCUGUCGUCCUAGUUUCCUGUCUCCGCUAAGCCGUGUCAGUCAGGAUUCUGGCGUUCCGCCUGCGCCUUCUUUGCACCCUCAAUUUCUUGAUGCAACGGUUGUGCCUCACGCGAAAGCACAGAGGCUUCCUCUCGUGAAAGCGGACGCAGAACAGUGCUCUUCCGCUCGCGGAGGGUUUGCGUCUUUUCCGUCUGACCUGACGCCUAGGUGACGCGCGAAAGAGGGCACAGGGACAAGAGAAGGAGGAAGAUGGACUGCGUCGCGACCCGCAGCAACUCUUGGUAGCACUUUAGUUCCCCUCGCCGAAAGAGAGACAUGAACAUCGAACGGUGCAGGUCAAAGAGUCGGAGGGCUUCGGCCGGAAGAGAGUGUGUUCUGAUUCUUUCUAAAAAGGAAAUGUGAGUGCAUACGGCAGCGGCUGUGCAGAAGCCCGUCCGUCUGUGAGGGGGACUCCGAGAGAGAGGUUUCUCUCUCUCUCUACGAACGCGGAACUCCUCGUUUCCAGUGUUUCGACAACCGACUCAACAUGAAGUCACAGGUUCUCCCCGGCGGCGGCGUUGGCGCCUUGCCAGUGUUCCCCGUCAAGCCUCUCGGCCUCGUCGUGCUCUGUUUUCUUCUCCUUCUGCUCGUCUCCGAAGUGUUGUUCUUGUGGCGCCUCCAACAGCUGGAGAACGACGCGUCCAGGCCAUCGCUCGACUCUCUCUCGCCCUCGACAGAGACUUCCACCAAGCCACCACCCUCGUCUCCUCUGGAGGCCGAUCUCUCUGCGUCCCUCGUGGACGCGAAGGACCUCCUUCGUCUCCUCUCCAACAUUUCCACCGUCACUCGAGAGAAAACCAUCGUUUCUGAGAACUCGACACGCGUUGCGGACGACCCUGGAGCCGUCCACUCGGACCUGGACACACACAUUGUCUCUUCUGUCUCCUCGCUCACAGCGCGGCCCUCAGUCUCCGACACCCCACGUCUCCGCUCUCUCCAGAGCCCGAAGGCUCCUCUCCCUCCGCCUGCACCGAGCCACUCCGAGGCGUCUUCCAUCUCUCCUUCUUCCUCUCUGACGGGCAAGGAAGAAGAAAUGUCUCUCCAUCACACACCCUCCACUCCUCCCAGGCCUUCCUCUUCUUCUCCUGCACAUGGCCACCGCUCUCCUGACUCGCCGCACUCCCCCGCAGGAACGACCUCCCUUGUCUCUGCCUCUGGGGAAGUGCAGGCGUCUGCGGUUCAUGCGAUCUCGACUGCAGACCCUCUUGAGGCGAACAGACGAACACAGCCAGAAGAGCGUGGAAGCGAGAAGAAGAGGACCUCGGCGAAUGAGAAGAGAGGGCGUCGCGACCGCGAGGCGGUCUCUGUGGCGCCUGCAGCUGUCGAAGACGAGGAAGAAGUCGAAGAAGUCGAGGCUUUCCACGACCCGUUCAGCGAAGACGACGUCGCUCUUCUGCGGGUGCCAGACCUCCUUGUGUCCCAGAACGCCACGGCCUUUCGCAUGCAGUUCCUCUCCGAGGAUGAGCGCCGGCGGGUCGCGAAGCAGAAGCCUCUAGCGGUCCAGGGUGCUCCGUCUCGGGCGAAGAAAAAACGCGCCCCUGACACGUCAGCCUCUGCGUCGUUCUCGCCUCCAGCUUCGCAUGCAUAUGGAAGCCUUCGGUGGAAGGACGUAUCCUUUCCCGCGUCCGCGACUGUCACGCACAUCCCCGGACACACGGGUUCGUUCGCAGAGGUCUACGAACCGUUCCUCAAAGGCGAAGAUCCUCGGUUGCUCCCGCACUACCUGCUCGGCGGAUCUCUCGGCUUGACAGGCGCAUACGGAGCCUUCGCCGCGGAGGGUGCGUACCCGAGAUUCAGUGCAGGGUCGACGGAACGCCGUCUGAAGACAGACCUAGCGUCUCCAGAUGGAGCGGCGACGCUCGGCCACCGCAGUCCGGCCCGCGUGUCCAGACACCGCAGCGCGGAGCGGAGCCGCAGCUCGCUGCGCGCGGGGCAGCGGGCGGCGGGGGUCGAUGGGAACUCUGUGGACCCGCAGCAGCAGGAAGCGAAGGGUGAAGAAGCCGCGCGACGCGAGCUGCAGAGAGACGCGGACCACGUGGAAAACGCAAAGGGGAAGGAAGCAGAAAACGAGGCAAGACCGACCGCAAGAAUAACGCGAUCCGUCGUCGGGAACGCGCUCUUGACUCGCGAGGUACGGGAGAGCUCCGAAAACUUGGCAAACCUCGUCAACGCCUUAGACAGCGGCGGAAGCCCAGCUGGAGAGCACCGCGGGGCCCUGCAGACAGAAGACAAGGAAGGAGGAAGCAAUGUUCCAGAGGCGACGACUCCCCGCCUUCGCCUUGCCGACCUGCCCAAGGUGCUCUUCAGCAAACCGUCGAGGAGCCUCGUCAAAGCUGCGCGCGCUCUCGAACGAUCUGUCUCGUCUAAAGAAAAGCAAAAACUCGCUGGUAUUAUUCCGUUUGACGUCCCCGUUGUGGUCCGAAGUUUGGCAACGCAGAAAAGGCGAACCGUCAUUUUCGAUGGUGUGUUGGGCGCAGGCGGCCAGGGUGUCGUUCUGCUGGCCCGGGACGUGGAUCACCCCGGGUUGGAGAUGGCCGUGAAAAUUUUCCGCAUCAAAAAGAAGAACCGGGGAGCCUCAGCGCUGCACGAAAUCGCGAGGCUCCAGCGAAGACUGCGUUGGGAGACAGCGAUUUUGAAGCAUGCGCCCAGGGACGUGUCGUCCUACGUCUGGUCUCAACUCGCUCAUCUGGUCAUGCCGCUUGACAUCGUCGAGCCGGUAGAAAAGUGGGAACACUCAGAUGCUGAAAUGCGCUACUGGCACCAGUGGCUGAUCUUUGAAAGCUUCGCAGGUGAUGUCACUCGUCUCAAGAAGCUACAUUCCGGCUCGGGACAAGCUCGCCUGGAUGCCUCCAAACAAAUUUUUAUGGCGUGCAUGCGACUGCACGAUACUGGCAUGGUUCACUCAGACAUCAAAUUGGCGAACUACUUUAUUUCGUCAGAGGGCCGUAUCUUCCUGGGAGACUACUCUCUGUCCCGACCAAUUGGGGACGUGAGUCCGUGUGUUGAAGGAACGCUCCGCUUCCUUCCUCCAGAAAACAUGAAGUGCAUUCGAGACGGAGAGAAGAACCUUGUUCUCUCAUCGAAGAAAGACACCUGGGCAGUAGGCGUCGCCUUAUACAAGCUCUGGUGCCGCAACUUCUUCCCUUUCGACCUCGAUUCCUUGUCUUCUGAACACGCCGUCGAUCGCGUUGCGGAAGUGUCACGAGAUGAACUAAAUUUCUAUCCCUGCGCUCCCGAUAUGCCCGUAGCAGUUAUGGAUUUGAUUCAGCAAAUGUUGGAUCCGAACAUAGAGACUCGGCCGACGCUGAGAGACCUUUUCGUCUCUCACCCUGUUUUUUCUCAGCUACGAAAAGUCACUUUGCAGUACACACUUGCGGAUUUCCGCGAGGAACAGGCGAACCAGAAGGGCAUUUGAAAAUGCAUGUGCGGGAGAAAAGAAGCCCGGAACGAGCAGACAGCGGUUCAUGCAUUUCUCCGAGAGACUUAUGGAAAAGUGAAGUUGACAAGGGCAGCAGGGGGACAGCGGAGAUGAAGGACACUCUCUUUGAGUUAUUUCGGGUGGUGAAUUUUUCGCGAAUUGACAUUCGGGUGUUCAAAGCUCGAAGUUUCCAUGGUAGUCCGUUCUGGCCCAGAAAAGGCACACUCAACUGGAAGGUGUGCGUCUGACGGUAGGGGCAGGACGCAAGAGUCCCUGCGACUCAUAGCCCGUGGAGAAUAAAUGGCAAAGGGGCAAGCGGUGGAAAACGGGUGUUUAAGGCAGCGACAGAAUAACGUAGGCAAGACAAACACUCGAGUAUGUUUUCCAGCUUUCGUACCGAGGGUAGAGACAAAGAAGAAGCGAAGAAGAGCGAACUGCUGGACAGGUGAAUAUGAAAGAACGGAAGCUGUGUCAUCUUUCGGCUUCCGUUUCUUUGUUGAAGACCCACGGGUCUUUGCGCAGUGUAUGCCCACCCACUCUUUUUCCUCCGGUUUUCGUGUUCUGCCGCCAUUGAGGGAUGCCGUGCUUGUUGUCUUUCGAGGCGUUUUCUUUCGAAUUCCCUUCCGUUUCUGACGGCCUCUGACGUCUCGUCCGCUCCUUCGUUGCAGCCACUUUGAGUGGCAGUGAGUGGAAACAGGGAGACCCAGCAGGCCAGCGCUUUCGCGCUUUACGUCUGUUAGAUCUACGAUAGUGAACAUGCUCCAGCUACGAGAUACAGAAACGCGAGUUCUCUGAUUUUCCUAGUAAAUAUGACCCGGUUGGUUGAGAACAACUCCCAGGUAGAAGCCUUCAGGUAGCCGGGUACCAGGUGGGGUACUGGAGCAAGGAGGCUCCCUCAAGCAGGAUACUUUAGUUUUGCCCUGUAAGAAAGACAGUUUCUCGUGAUUGUCUUCCUUCAGUUGUGUUGGGUUUUCGGCUUUGCUCCGGACUGUCGGCUUUUCUGGGAGCGACAGCGGGACGUUGGGCAGUGCAGGUGUGUCUGUUCUUGUUUAUCGUUAGCGUGUUUCCUCGUGUACCUCCAGAGACUGGAGGCACUGUCGCUUGAAAAUGGAAACCGAGGCACAAUCUGUGAAUUUUUUCAGUUGUGGUUUCCUCCUGGUUGGAUCACCAAACCCAGGGAUGUGGGACUACGCAUUGAGGACUCGUUCUUUCGUCCGUGUGUCCAGAGGGCAUGUGAUGGAACUUGAAACAAGAGCACUGAGCCAUGGUUCUGAAAAAGGUGAAACACUGC
Toxoplasma gondii ME49 is the source of this 5685-nucleotide messenger RNA. It is a transcript of the gene ROP27, whose product is annotated as rhoptry kinase family protein ROP27. The record is from RefSeq and is a predicted model, not a curated record. Gene Ontology annotation, biological process: protein phosphorylation; mitotic DNA damage checkpoint signaling. Lineage: Eukaryota; Apicomplexa; Conoidasida; Eucoccidiorida; Sarcocystidae. The transcript has 8 exons. Gene Ontology annotation, molecular function: protein serine/threonine kinase activity; ATP binding. Bases 1464 to 4391 code for a protein of 975 amino acids. Gene Ontology annotation, cellular component: nucleus; cytoplasm.